AAAAAAGAAAUGGAAAGGGGGGGGGGGGGGGGGAGGACAGUAGUAGUGGCCCAUCUUCGUCGCAGCGCCGGCGCUCCAUCUUUCGCUCCAUCCCUUACUCGCGCUCGGCACACCGGCUCUCAGGGCGGCGGCGCUCAGGCUCGGGCUCUCAAGCGACGGCGUCAACGGCUUCCCCUCCCGCCUCCGGUCCUCCGCACACCGGCCGGUGACCCUGCUGAACAGUCUUAUGGCGGCGAGCGCGGGUGAGAGCCAGGGGGUGGAAAGACUCCUCUCCUAUGCUGAAGAUCUCGUGGCUGUCCUUUGCGUCAGCACCGACUGCGACGACAAUGCACAGGUCGGUGCCGGAGUGCAGAGGCUGCUGUCUGCCUGUCGAUCCGAGUCUGACGAUCUCGAGAUGCAGCUCAAAGAGUAUCAGGAAAAAAUACACUCCUGCAAAGAAAAGAUUGACAAAGCAAAGGCUGAAACCAUUACUGACGAUGAACUCAAUGCACUACAAAGCAAGAUGGAAGAAAAACUGCAGGAAGAGAAGCAGCUUCGCCAAGAGUUAAGAGUGUUACAUGAUGAGCUUGAUGACCUAGAAAGCCAAAGACUUUCUAUAAAAGAAAGAAAGGACGCUGUCAAGAAGAAAAAGAAAGACACACAGAAAGCAGAACGUACGCUUUCCAUGUGUCUGUCGGUUACAAAUAUCAUCCCAAAUUUGGAAGACCAGGAUAAGGUUUCAGGAUAUAUUGUCGACCAGAACAGGAAGAAGAUAGAGAAGUUUGAAUUCGAGAACACCACGCCACCAGUUGAGAUAUGCGACGAGCUCUGGAAGAAGAUUUAGCGUGUUUCAGAUCAUUCUUGUUGUAAGGCGGCGGAAACCUGUGCCUGUAGAUUGCCGCGGUGUGGUUGUCCUCCCAGGAUGCAGUUUGCCAUGUUGUUUGUAUCGUUAGUUCAUGACGCUGUACUGUUUUGUAAGGCGGCGGAAACCUGUGUUUGUAUCGUUAGUUUGCCAUGUCAGAUUAGCUACUACUUCUUGUGUUUUAAAUUAUUCCAAAUUAUAAGUUAUUCUAAUUU
Molecule: messenger RNA, 1056 nt
Organism: Zea mays
Lineage: Eukaryota; Viridiplantae; Streptophyta; Magnoliopsida; Poales; Poaceae
Exons: 6
Coding region: 227-823 (198 amino acids)
Biological process (GO): regulation of chromosome segregation
Source: RefSeq, a predicted model, not a curated record